Messenger RNA from Plenodomus lingam JN3, 894 nucleotides. RefSeq lists its product as uncharacterized. Lineage: Eukaryota; Fungi; Ascomycota; Dothideomycetes; Pleosporales; Leptosphaeriaceae. Gene Ontology annotation, cellular component: COPI vesicle coat. The record is from RefSeq and is a predicted model, not a curated record. Gene Ontology annotation, biological process: retrograde vesicle-mediated transport, Golgi to endoplasmic reticulum; endoplasmic reticulum to Golgi vesicle-mediated transport; intra-Golgi vesicle-mediated transport. Gene Ontology annotation, molecular function: protein binding; structural molecule activity.
AUGGAUCCCUAUUCCCCAGAAGGAGAGCUGAUAAACAUCCAUUCGGCCUUCCACGCGGGCGCCUACCAAACUGUCAUAGACUUUGAUACCUCUUCCUUCUCCGCCUCCAACAGUCUGCCUGUGCGCGUACUCCAAUUGCGCUCGCAAAUCGCCUUGGGUCACGCAAAAGCCGUCUCGGACGAACUGGCCAGCGAGAAGACACCGGACCUGGUUGCGAUCAAAUUACUGGCAGACUACGAGCAGGGCAAAGAUGUGCUAGAGCAGGCAAAGAACCUGGCUGAGACGCAAGGGCAGGAGAACCUGACGGUACAAUUGUGCACCGCGAUGAUAUUGGAGAGAGCCGGGGAGACAGAGGCAGCGCUAGAGGUGUUGAGUAAACACCAGGGCAGUUUGGAUGCCGUAGCACUCAUCGUGCAAAUUCACCUCCGCCAGAACCGCACAGAUCUCGCCCUCAAGGAAGCGCAGCGCGCACGGAAAUGGGCACAGGAUAGUCUACUCGUCAAUAUCGCCGAGAGCUGGGUUGGCAUGCGCGAGGGCGGCGAAAAAUACCAAUCCGCAUUCUACGUCUUCGAAGAACUAGCCACAUCCGCCCAAUCGCAGUCCCCCCACUCGCUUGUCGCCCAGGCCGUCUCGGAACUGCACCUUGGCCGCCUACCCGAAGCCGAAGCUGCGCUGCAACAAGCCCUCGCCAUCGACGCAAACUCGGCAGACACGCUCGCCAACCUCAUCGUCCUCGAUACGCUGCUCGGCAAGCGCGAGGAGACGCAGCAGUUGAAGACGCAGCUGCAGAGCGUGGCGCCGGAUCAUGCGGCGCUGGCGGACUGGAAGGAGAAGAAGGAGGAGUUUGCCAAAGCGGCGAGCAAGUACACUCCUAAGUUUGAGGUGGCAUCGUGA